Molecule: messenger RNA, 4507 nt
Organism: Pelmatolapia mariae (spotted tilapia)
Lineage: Eukaryota; Metazoa; Chordata; Actinopteri; Cichliformes; Cichlidae
Product: E3 ubiquitin-protein ligase MSL2-like
Exons: 3
Coding region: 975-2825 (616 amino acids)
Biological process (GO): protein ubiquitination
Cellular component (GO): MSL complex
Molecular function (GO): ubiquitin protein ligase activity
Source: RefSeq, a predicted model, not a curated record
GUUACAGUGAGGAAAUAAAGCGAUGGAGGACACGGGAAAGGCGCUGCGGUAACCACGGUAACUAGUGGAAAUCUCGCGUGAUGAUCAUGCCUGUAGAGAGGGGUUUAUGCGAGGAAAAGUGGAAAAUCGAAUGAUUGAUGCAUUUGCAAAACGGCAAGUUAGCUAUGUUUCGGUCACAUCUCUCCGAGCAUUACAGCAAAACGUACCAAAAUUGCAGAAUUUUUCUUAGCCGGUCGCAUUUUGCUCCUACGUGCGACGUAUAAAGCCACCCAGGGGGGUUAGUGAUACGGUUGACUCUUCGCUAGCUAAAUCGACUAGCCAUGCUAACGCUAGCUUGUUAGCUUUGUUUACAUCAAGUGCGCGCCUGGAAUCUGUUAACGGAUUUCUGACCCGGCGAAUUCAUGAUCUCGUCAGUCCGUUGUUCAGUUAAACAUCGACGAGGAGACUGGGUUGUAGAGUAGAUUGGCUCUAUGGCUAUCAUCGAUGAUCUCUUAUGCAAAACGUCCGGCUGAUGCAGUAAGCUAAUGUUAGCUACGUAAUGCUAACCUUUUAAUUAUGGGUGAUUUGCUCAUUCGAGUCAGCGUUUGCCCUUAGACUUUGUUGGAGAUGAGUAUAAUUAUAACUCUAAUAGGUCCGAAUUAACAGGAACUGUAACUGUGAUAUGAAAGAGUUCGCUGGUUAAAUGUAAUGACUGCGAACCGGUGAUGCUAACCUUAGGUAGCCACCUGCCAAGCUAGCUAACGUGCGCGUUUAGCGAUAACCGCCUCACCAUGGUCGUUGUUUCAUAUUGUAUAUAUUACUGAUUCAUGAUUAACAUCUCUUUUGCCACACUGGAGUGACUGCUUGUUGCGUCGCUAGACCAAUUUACAUCCCCUCCAUCACCGUGAGGCUAGGCUCUCUUUACGUUGCGACGAGCCGCUGGAUUUUUUUCCUUCCACGGACCGUGUUUCCCUGAGGCUGCGGAGCACAUCGCCAUGAACCCGGUUAAUGCAACCGCUCUCUACGUGUCUGCCAGCCGGGCCGUGCUGCAGUGCGACCCGCGGCAGCCUCAUUCCUUCGCAGAGAUGUACAAACUACUGCCCUUCUUCCGAAAGUCCCUCGCAUGUCUUGUCUGUGGUAAACUGCUUCAGGAUCCGAUUUCUCAGACACAUCCAGAGUGUCAGCAUUAUGUCUGCUUGGGCUGUAAAGGCCAGAAAAUGCAGAUAAGGCCAUCAUGCAGCCGUUGUAAGGACCACUCCUCCUUCCAGGAGAACAAACAGCUCUCUUUACUGGUGCAGUGUUACAGGAAGCUCUGCUUCUAUGUAAUUCAUUCACCGUUGCUGUCGUGUGUCAGCAACCAUGUAGGAGGGUCUCCAGAGGUAAUGGCUUUGCUAGAAGAGGUGCUAUUGUCGCAAAAAGACGAGAUGGAAGACCCAAGUCUAAUGCACGAAGAUGUGAAUCCCUCAGCUCCUGAGUCCCUUACGCCCACAGAGGCACCACCUGCUCCUGCAGAGCUCUCAGCUGUACCUCAGAGCUCUUCCUCUAAUCCUCCCUGUUUCAAUGGACCACAGGAAUGCAAUGGAGACGUGCUGGAGGACGUAGAUCCCUCUUCUCCUGAGCUGGAGGUAUGCGAGCUGGUAGAGGAGCAGGCACAGGCAGGCCUGUCUGUAUCCAAUACCGGUUGUGGAGGAUUGGAACUGAGUCUGACCACUGGACGUUUAGCCCCAACACCAGGCACUGUGUGCUCACUCAGGGAUGGGGAUUCAAGUAGCAGGGAAGUGGAGGAGGGGGAGGUGUUGCUCCUCAGUGUGGAAGAGGUGUUACAGACAUUGGAUCCCCUUCAACCUGGUCGAGACUCUCUUCAUACACAGCCGGUUAGGACACAUACUCACACACACACAGCUACGGACAGAGCACACACUCAGAUGUACAUACAGCUGGAUGCAGCUCACAACUACACACAGAUUCAAACAGGCAGGACUAAUACAGUGGCAGGCCAUGGUGCUCACACACAUACAUCUUCCUUUGACCCUCCUUCAGCCUCCAAGCCCCCACCAGUCCGCCUUAACCGUAAACGAUCUCAUUCAGAGAGUGACAGGGAAAAAGUGAAACCUCUCCCGAUUGCUUCUAUCCUGCAGGGCUCUUCCUCAAACUCACACACUCCUAAUCCCUCUCACACACUGCACACACAGCCACCCACGCCUUCCCUAACAGUACCAGCACACACAUACUCAUCGCUUCCCAACGGAGCACCUCCUAAGCCCAGUCGACCUGCGCCGAACCACAAUAAAGGUGCCAGGAAACAUCCGGAGCCAAGCCCUAAGAAGCCACAUGUCAAGGCUCGCACUGGUGGCGCUUCCAAGACAAAGGAAAGAAGCAAAGACCAGCGGUUGAUGGCAGGCUGCCUGGUACCUUCAGCACCUGCGAGGCCUCCAUAUAAGAAGCCAGUGGAGAAGAAGGGCUGUAAAUGUGGAAGAGCCACUCAGAAUCCAUCUGUGUUGACCUGCAGGGGACAGCGUUGUCCCUGUUAUUCAAACCGCAAGGCAUGCUUGGACUGCAUCUGUCGAGGUUGCCAGAACUCCUACAUGGCCAAUGGUGAGAAAAAGCUCGAGGCCUUUGCAGUGCCAGAGAAGGCCUUAGAACAGACGCGGCUUACGCUUGGUAUCAACCUCACCAGCAUCACAGCAGCCGCCGCCCUCCGCAACCCGGCAACCACCAGCAUCCGCGCAAACACCCUCCUCAACGUUGCCACCGCAACAGGGACCCCCGUUUCGACAGCUUUCCUGUCCCCCAGCCCCCCACAAGAGCCCAACUAUGAGGAGAGCCUCGAGUUGCUGAUCGGAUGAGAGGCUGGGACUCCAAAAAUAGACAGCAUGGUGCUGAUAGAAUGUGACAACUCAUCAUUGUCUGUCAGAAAACGUGUACCUACCCCAUUGAGGGGAAGGAAAUCUAAGGCAGCUAUGGGUCUGUCCUGUCCUGUAAUCUGCUUUCCUUCUGUGUCAGAAAAUGCUGAGUAGUACAACUAGCAUGGGUGUGCCAAAGCCUCCUGUAUUGUGCCUGUGUGCCAGUGUUUAUUGUUGCCUGUCUCUAGUUAACACUUAAACUCGGUUCUUAGGCUGUUCUGUACAUCACAGGUGCUUUUUUUUUCAUUCAUAGACCACAGACAUACUCUAAGAGGCAAUAGAAACUUAUCACAGGUUUUGUUUGUGUGUACACUCACAAGUAUUCGAGUAUCUGUGAAUCCCCCCUACCCCCCACAUUUGGUGCAACAACAACUACAUCAUCAUCAUAUCAAGGUUACAGCAUUUUUCAUGUUUGAGUAUUAGUCCUUAAGCUUUAGAAAUACAUAAUUUGUGUCAGGACAGCCCUUACUAAUCUUUAACCCUCUGUGUGUUCACACCAUAAUUGUGAAGGACUCUUGUGACUUAUAUAUGUAGAUCGUAUGUCUCACACAAGACUGUAUGCCUUUUCUAGCUCAUUAAUUCACUCAAUCCAAGUACUGUCGGAUGUUAACGAAUUUGUCUUAAUGAACUUGACUGAUGCAGGCAUUGUACAGGCAGCAAGAUAAUAUCAAAGCACUUGGCUGGUUCCACAGUUUGUGAGUGUGUGUGUAAGUGUUUGUGUGUAUGUGCCUGGUGAGAUUUACUGUAAUGUCAGUGGGAAGGCGGUUGUUGGGUUGUGAGCACUUAGUCUGAUUGAUUGGCCAAAUUACAACUAAAACCGUUCUUAGCAUAGCAAUAGGAGCACCAACACGGAGGCUCUCAGCUCCAGUGCACGCAUACACAGUUGUUUACAGUAUUGCCAUUUUAGACUUCAGCUGACUGUUUUCAAAAACAGUUAUUCUGUUAUGCUUUGGUUAUGGGAUUGUACAUGACUCUGUGUGUGUAUAGAUAAACCGAAGCCAUAGGUCGUCAUUUACAAGAUAAAAUAUGCUCUGUCCAUGGAUUUUUUUCCCCCACACUUGUAGUGUUCAGACUGAUCGGAGACCAACUCAGAGACUAUUUUUGAUACCAAGCGUUUAAGAUUUGGUACCACUGUCUUUCCUUUUGGUUAAAUCACAAUGAAGCCCUCCCAUAACUCAACAUGCUGUGUUGUCCGCAUUUGUGUUUACUGUCUCGGCUGUAACUACAAUAUGUUUGUUAGUCCAGUCCAGUGACCAAAAAAAGACUGAAGACCACCCACACACCUUGGUGGUUCUUUAUUGGCAAGAAAUUAGAAGGUGAAUUAUAAUAUGACUUAUCUUCCUCUCUCUCUGUGUGUGUGUGUGUGUGUGUGUGUGUGUGUGUGUGUGUGUGUGUGUGUGUGUGUGUGUGUGUGUGUGUGUGUGUGUGUCAAAAUGUAUUUCUUUUGGGCAUUACUUGAACCCUGAUUAAGUUUUUGUUUUUGGUAUUGAUUUUUUUUUUUAAGUGUAAAAACUCUUGUUUGGGAGUGAUUAUUAUUGCUGAAACAUUCACUGCCAUAUUAUGGAAACAUGUACUACAACAUGAAUUAAACGAUAGUUUUUUACUUUUUCAGUAUUGUGUCUUAA